Molecule: messenger RNA, 5620 nt
Organism: Gadus morhua (Atlantic cod)
Lineage: Eukaryota; Metazoa; Chordata; Actinopteri; Gadiformes; Gadidae
Gene: sall3a
Product: spalt-like transcription factor 3a
Exons: 4
Coding region: 405-4409 (1334 amino acids)
Biological process (GO): regulation of transcription by RNA polymerase II
Cellular component (GO): nucleus
Molecular function (GO): RNA polymerase II cis-regulatory region sequence-specific DNA binding; DNA-binding transcription factor activity, RNA polymerase II-specific
Source: RefSeq, a predicted model, not a curated record
CCCCCCUCCCUGAGUGCUGGGCGUAACAAGCGAGUUCGGUGUGUUGGAGGAGCAGGAGGUGGACGGUAUGAGAAAAGAGGCAGAUCCUCUCCUUUCAGACGUGAGAGUGAAGCACCUAAUUGCUUAGUCCGUCCCUCAUUACCAUAUCCAAUGUAGAGUUUGCUGGACUCUGGCCAAUCUGCUCUCGCUCACAUGGUACCAUUCAUCGCGAUGCAUUAUUCACUAUCAUAAUUAUAUAGCGACAUGCGCAAUCCACACGGCAACAGCAACACCAGCUAAUUUCCGUCAUUUUUUUUUUUUUUACUACCAGACUAUUUGCGAACAUUUUUUUCACCCACUCGCUCGCAGCAGCAGCUGAUGUAUCUGCAAAAAGCAGCGACAUCUCGCCGCGCAGCAACAGCAGCAUGUCCCGUCGCAAGCAAGCCAAGCCGCAGCACCUCAAGUCUGACGAGGAGGACCCCGCACUCGGAGGAGUCCUCUCUGAGAAUGCCCAUGGAGAGGUGCUGGACGACGCUGACAGUGGAAACGAGAGCCGCAGUGGCAGCGAGGAGACCCAUGUGUGUGAGAAGUGCUGCGCUGAGUUCUUCAAGUGGUCCGACUUCUGUGAACAUUUGAAGAGCUGCACCAAGAACCCGCUGGUGCUCAUUGUAAAUGAGAAUGAGGGCACGCCCGAUCCUCCCCAGGAGUACCCUGUCGAGCCCUCCCCUGAACCCAGCUGCUCCAGCGAACAAGCGGACAGCGACGAGCCCGGAGAGGGCAACCACAGCCCGGCCGGAGACAUCGAUGAGGUCCCAGAGUUGACGGGCUUUGAGGGGGUCGGCGCCCUGGAGAAGGAGGACGACGCCAUGGAAGUGGAGCUGUCUCCUGAGAAAAUCUUGGAUCCUGAAGAGCAAGACAUGUCCCCUGAGCCUGAAGGCUGCCUACCUCUGCUCAGUGACGCAUCCCCCUCCCCUGCCACCGGCUAUGCUAUGCCUAGCACCAACGUCACCCUGGAGACGCUGCACGGCACUCGGGUGGCCGUGGCUCAGUUCUCGCAGAGCGUGAAGGCUGCAGUGGGCAGUGGCGUCUCCACCAUGGCCAUUCCCAUGAUCCUUGACCAGCUGAUGGCCCUCCAGCAGCAGCAGAUCCACCAGCUGCAGCUGAUAGAGCAAAUACGUAAUCAGGUGGCGCUGAUGAACAGACCGUCAUCCUCCCAGCCGGCUCUCAACCAUCACACACACCACAGUACCAAUACUGGGGCCCAAAGCGCUCCCUCUGUCGGUGGUCCGUCGAUACCAAGCCAGCUUCAGAUUCACAGCUUCAUCACUCCUCCGGUCCAUCAGCUACCAAUGAGAUUGCCAGCUUCUCUCGGUGGUCCAGGCCCGUCCUCUCUGACCUCAGCAAUGGAUGUGCCGCUGUCACACACACCGCAGAGCCAGCCGUCUCUCAACUCUCUCAACUCUUCAGUGCCCAGCACUUCCUCAAACAAUUCGGCCUUCCCACCAACCAAUGGCAGUGUUCUUUCAUCUCUGCUGCCAUCCAUCUCAUCCUCCGGCUCGAAUAACAUCAACAAUGGUAGUAGUUUGACCGCAAGUGGCAGUGGAAUCAGUAGCAGCAGCUCAGCCCUCCCCAGAAACACCACCACACCUCCAUCGCUGAGCCACAGCAGUCUGCUAAGCUCAGCCUCCAACCUACCACUGAUAUCUCACAGCUCUUCCAGCAGUGUGAUCUUCCCCAACCCGCUUGCCAGCAUAGCAGCAACGGCCAAUGCUCUGGACCCACUCUCUGCUCUGAUGAAGCAUCGCAAGGGAAAACCCCCCAACGUGUCUGUGUUCGACACAAAACCAAGCUCCGAGGACCCAUUCUUCAAGCAUAAGUGUCGAUUCUGUGCCAAGGUGUUUGGUAGUGACAGUGCCCUGCAGAUCCACUUGCGCUCGCAUACUGGUGAGAGGCCCUUCAAGUGUAACAUAUGUGGCAACCGCUUUUCUACCAAGGGCAACCUCAAAGUCCACUUUCAGAGGCACAAAGAGAAAUAUCCCCACAUUCAGAUGAACCCAUAUCCUGUGCCAGAGUACCUGGACAAUGUACCCACUAGCUCAGGCAUUCCCUAUGGCAUGUCUCUGCCGCCAGAGAAGCCUGUUACCACAUGGCUAGAUAGCAAACCAGUCCUGCCCACCAUCCCUACCUCAGUUGGGCUUCAGCUUCCUCCCACUUUGCCAAGCAUGAUGGGAGGUUUUGGUGAGUCUCCAAGCCUCACCCCACUCAAUAGAUCACCUCAAAGAACUUCUCCACCCUCAAGUGAGUGUGCAUCUCUCUCACCGAAUAUCCUCACUGACUCUGGCAUGACCACUUUGUCACCCUCCCCAAAACCAAGCCUAGGGAGUGAUCCUCCUCCUCUCCUGAAGCCUGAGGGUAUUCACCUUCCCCCAACUUGCUCAAGACCUGGGGAGAACACCUACACGAAUACCACCGUGACUCAAGUAAACCUUUCCACAAAUGUCAGCUCUACCACCUUGUCUAGCAGUGGUCAGGUACCUGAACCAAUCUCAAAUCCUAAUCCUGUGUCCCACCCAGUCCUUCCCAUGCUCUCAGAUCAGUUCAAGGCCAAGUUUCCCUUUGGAGGCCUCCUAGAUUCUAUGCAAACAUCAGAGACCUCAAAAUUGCAGCAAUUGGUUGAAAACAUUGACAAGAAAAUGACAGACCCAAAUCAAUGUGUGAUCUGCCAUCGUGUCCUGAGCUGUCAGAGUGCACUGAAGAUGCAUUACCGGAUCCACACUGGCGAGAGGCCCUUCAAGUGCAAGAUAUGCGGGAGGGCGUUUACCACAAAAGGGAACCUGAAAACACACUUCGGUGUCCACAGGUCCAAACCUCCACUUCGUGUCCAGCACUCCUGCCCAAUAUGCCAGAAGAAGUUCACCAAUGCUGUUGUGCUUCAGCAGCACAUCCGUAUGCAUAUGGGCGGGCAGAUUCCCAACACUCCACUGCCCGAAAGCCUACAGGAGAUGGACACAGACCUUUCCUUUGAUGAGAGGAGCUUGGACGCAAUGAGCAGUUAUGAUGAUGACCUUCUGGAUGAGAUGGAGCAGGCAAUGGAUGAUGAAGAUGACCUGGGGGGAGUAGACAUCGACAGUUCCAAACCAUAUUCCCCUGGCUGCUCACCGCCCACCUCUGUCAUCUCAAGCAUUGCAGCUUUGGAAAACCAGAUGAAGAUGAUUGAUUCCACUGCUAACAUGAGCCACUCUUUCAGUCACAAGCUUUCACAGAAUGGCAAUGGCUUUGCAGUGGAGGGGGAUUUCUUCUCUCAUGACAACUUUUCUGGAGUAGGAGCUAUUGACGGUCAGAGCUUGGGGAGUCCAGCCCUAUCGGAGUCCUCUGACUCCUUGCAGCACCUGUCGCCAGCUCACAGCCAUUCAGAGAGUCUCCAUCCAAAGUCCCCCAUGACACUUCACAUUAACAAUGGCGGUGGUGCCUCAACAGCCGAAGAAGGGCAGGAGAUCCAUAUCCCAGUGGCAACAGUUAAGUCUGAGAAAUCAGAGACUCCCUCUCCGCUCCCUGCCUCUGAGGGCACAGGGGCUCUGGACCUGACGGCCACUCAACCUGGCAGGCAUUUCAUCAAGGAUGAGAGCCACUUCAACAUGCUGUUCCUCAGUAGAGACAGAGGCCUCAAUCCUCCAAAUCUGGCAAGCACAGCGUCUAACAUGAUCAAAAUGGAAAUGAACGGACAUGGUAAGACGAUGUCGCUGACGGACAGCCCCCACCUGCCCCUGGGCAUCCAAGUUCCAGCCGUGGCACCCCAAACAACCAUGAGCCCCAGCAUCACGCCAAUGCUCGCCCCACCACCUCCGCGGCGCACACCUAAGCAGCACAACUGCCACUCAUGCGGGAAGAACUUCUCUUCAGCCAGUGCCCUGCAGAUCCAUGAGCGCACACACACGGGCGAGAAGCCGUUUGGCUGUUCGAUAUGUGGAAGGGCUUUCACCACAAAAGGCAAUCUAAAGGUUCACAUGGGGACACAUAUGUGGAACAAUGCCCCCGCCCGCAGAGGUCGACGCCUGUCCGUGGAGAAUCCCAUGGCACUGCUGGGUGGCGAUGCCAUGAAGUUCAGUGAGAUGUUUCAGAAGGACCUGGCUGCUCGGGCCAUGAACGUCGACCCAGGCUUCUGGAACCAAUAUGCGGCCGCCAUCACCAAUGGCCUGGCCAUGAAAAACAAUGAGAUCUCAGUGAUCCAGAAUGGGGGCAUCACCCAGCUUCCCAUUAGCCUAGGGGGAACUGGAAUGCCUUCCCUCGGGUCGAUGUCUGGAGGGAUGGACCGGGUGCAUGCUGACCGUAGCCCUCCGAUGACAGGCAUGGAGAAGGCUGGACUUGAGUUGGGAUCCACCCGACCUUUCUCCAGGUUCAUGGAGGAGAACAAAGAAAUCGGAAUCAAUUAAAGACUUGCCAGUGUUAUUACAAGGUAGGCUUUGAAAAAGUCUGAAAGUAAAAAGAAAAAAGAAACUGCUAAUACAGUUUGAACUCAUACGUACUAUAUUAUGUACAGCUGAAGUAAUUUCUUUGUUUGAUUUUGGAAAUAUAGUAUUUAGUAUUCAUUAGAGGUCUUUGCCUUUCCCUCAUUCACCUCCUUGAUAUUUCGCCCAUAUGAAAAAUACUUUGUCUCUUGUUUGAGAGUCUGUCGUCUUGCAAGAUUUGCAUGGUAUUCAUUGGUUUCUAUCAGUAUGUUUGACUGCUUUUAGGAAGAAAAAAACUGUAUACUGUCUCAUUUGUGAUCAGAAAGCAUCAUAUUUGAACAGGACUUAAGCAGGCGGGAUGAGAGCUUGGCAUAAGGACUACAUGCUAAAGUCCUGUUUGGAAAGCGCUACACGAUUGCUCCUUUUUAAAUAAGGGCUAGGGAUAAAUUGAAGAAAGGACUGAAAUGAACUGUUUCUGUGUUCGCCUGGUAAUUUUUUCUCACAAACUAGAAAACUUGAACAAAAAAAGGUUUGAACUAUUUUAAUCUUUACAUUUAGUCUCCCAGCAUUGUCUUAUAAUAUUGUCCUGUGUCUUUAGUAUUUAUAAUAUUGACAAAAAAGCGGGUAUACAAAAUAUAUUUAAUGACCCAGGCAUUUUAUUGAUCCAUUUUUUUCUAAAAUGCAGGCUUCGCUUAUGAAUAUCUCCUUCAAUAAAGAUGACCUGUCAUUCAACAGAUAAAAAGGUUGAUUAUUUUUUUUGUGAUAUCUUUAGAGAGACUAUGUGAGACAUGGUACACGGUAAAAGGGGAGAGAUAUCUAAAGCUGCUAUGAACACAACCCUGCUUUUAACCUUUGUAAAAAGAGAAGAAAAAUAUCCUUUGGAGAAAUAUCUAUGUAUAGAAAUACAGACAAAUCUAAGAACAGGUAUGCAUAUUUUGUAUCACAUAAAAAUAGACAUCAUGAGUUGGGAGUAUUUGUCAUGUUUGUGAAUGCACUUUUUAAAACGAGACGUUUUGUCUGUGAGUUACCGUUAACCUUUUGACUGAGCUAUCUAUCACGUGCUGUUAAAAAAAAAAAUGUUUCCAGCAUACCACUCCUACAAUUUGCAAAAUUGGUUGUCUGUUGUUGCAUCUGUACCACCCAGAGUGCAAACCCAACAAUCAAAGCGUUCGUAAAUAAAAAAAGACAACAGGUCA